AUGGACAUGAAAGCGCAAAUCAUGUGGCAAGAAUCUUAUUUUGCGUUGGAAAAUAACGCCACAUUGCAAAUUAUGGAGAAAACCUCUAUAAGAAAUACGGCGUUCGGUAUGAAGAUCGAGGACGAAAGAACAUUGUCCUUCAGCCAACUUAAUGAACUUUCUACUGAGAUGCCCCUGACAUGCGUCAAGAAAGUGAAACUUUUCCAAAGAGAGGCUGCUUUCAAAGAUUAUCCGGAGUUUGGCCAGGACUUUCAAAUGGUUCCCAGCAACACUGCAACACCCCAAGUCGUUACUACACCGUGGGGUCUUGUCAAUCAGGCAGCGAGCAGCACUACCGAGUCUUAUAUCUGUCAGUCUCGGAGUCUCUUAGAAUCCGCCGAAUCAGGUCUCAGCAGCUUUUCCGGAUCGGGCUGCGGAGGAACUGCUACUUUACCUGGUAAUUCAAUGGCAGCGCCAGCAAUGAGUCCAUGGAGGCCUUGGGCUCUAAAGAAAGAAGUCACUGAGCUAUAUUCAAGCGAAAAAAGCCCUUUGGAGGCUACAUCACCAGUGGCGGAGGAGAAUCAGAACCAUGACAAUAAAGUCAACGAGCCCGAGAAGUCAGCCAAAGCGGUAAAAGUGGUACCUCCAAAGACGAUUGAAAGGGCCUCGGUAAAAAGUGGUUCCAAACGGAAGAGGGAAGAGGAGCGGCUAAAGCAGGAGGUAGAAGAACUAAAGCGAAUGAUGCGAGAAAAGCGUAAACACAAAGAAGCCUUUGUCGCCCUUCUCGAUUCCCUACAUGAGAAAGGCAUUCUCACCUACAUGUCGCAAUGGGAUGAGCUUUACCCGAUCAUAUCCAAGGACUAUCGAUUUUUAGACAUCUUCGGACCUCACGAUUCCACACCUCUGGAUCUCUUCAACGACUAUGUUGAGAUCCUAAGGUCCGAUGUGGAACAGAAAAUCGUUCGUAAGAUACUUAAGGAAAGAUCAUUUGUGGUCCAGCCAAACACGUCCUACAAGGACUUUGCUAGGAUUGUGUUUCAGGAUAGACGCUCGGCCCGCUUGGAUAAAGACAAUGUGAUGGUCACCUACGGUUCUCUGCUUAAGAAGGCGAAGGAGGAUAACAGAGAGCGGAUACAGGCGUUAAGGCAGCUGCGGAAGCUGGAAUAUGAGGUUAAGGACAAGUGGCUAAGGGCCGAAGUCUCAGUAGCCGAACCCUACAGGAAUGCCAAGAAACUGGUAGAGCACUUGGAGGCAUUUGACUUCUACGAUAGGAAAAUAGGCGUGAGAAAAAUAUGGAAGGACUUUAUCAAUGAAUGCGAGGAUGAAGUGAGCCAGAUGUGUAACAAUUACUAUCGACAAUACCCUGAAUCAAAAAAUAACAAGAAGUACUAACCUGGAAGUGGAAAAGUCAAAUCGAUC
Drosophila suzukii is the source of this 1398-nucleotide messenger RNA. RefSeq lists its product as uncharacterized. Gene Ontology annotation, cellular component: U2-type prespliceosome; U1 snRNP. Gene Ontology annotation, biological process: mRNA cis splicing, via spliceosome. Lineage: Eukaryota; Metazoa; Arthropoda; Insecta; Diptera; Drosophilidae. The record is from RefSeq and is a predicted model, not a curated record. Gene Ontology annotation, molecular function: RNA binding.